This is a messenger RNA of Pongo pygmaeus (Bornean orangutan), 4892 nucleotides long. RefSeq names its product triadin (gene TRDN). The transcript has 39 exons. The record is from RefSeq and is a predicted model, not a curated record. Gene Ontology annotation, biological process: heart contraction; regulation of release of sequestered calcium ion into cytosol by sarcoplasmic reticulum; regulation of cardiac muscle cell membrane potential. Lineage: Eukaryota; Metazoa; Chordata; Mammalia; Primates; Hominidae. Gene Ontology annotation, cellular component: plasma membrane; sarcoplasmic reticulum; junctional sarcoplasmic reticulum membrane. Gene Ontology annotation, molecular function: signaling receptor binding. The coding region runs from base 489 to 2630 and encodes 713 amino acids.
ACCCCAUGAUCUGUAAAUAUCUUAGAGAAACUGCGGGAUCUUAGAUGGUACUUUGUAGUUCAUUUGGCUGCUGCUGCUUCUUAUUAUUUUUUUUUUAAUUUUUUUUUUUUUCGCCUUUCUGUCUUUGGGGCUGAAGAGCUGGUGUGUCUCUGUGUGUGUUCCUCUAGAGUGCCUAAAAAAAAAAAAAAAAAAAAAAAAAGUGCUGAAGAGUCCUAGGGAGAUGAGGCUAUUUUUGUUUGAAGCUGAUACUUCUAGCUGAGCCACAAGUACUGCUUGGAAAGGGCUUAGGUUGUUUCCAGGGGGAGAACUCUGCAGAGGAGAGGCAAAGUUCAACAGGACAACAAAGAAGCAGCAGAAACAGCCAGGAAAACGAAGAGCCCCCAGAUUUUGACACAGAACCCUCCACCAGAGUUCUCAAAUCCUCAAAUACUCUGCAAAGUGCUACUUGACAGGAACUUUUCAACCGACUUUUACUUUUGACGACCACCAUGACUGAGAUCACUGCUGAAGGAAAUGCAUCUGCAACCACAACUGUGAUAGACAGCAAAAAUGGAUCUGUGCCCAAAUCCCCUGGAAAAGUGCUGAAGAGGACAGUCACAGAAGACAUAGUGACGACGUUCAGCUCCCCUGCAGCCUGGCUUCUGGUCAUUGCCCUGAUAAUCACGUGGUCAGCUGUUGCCGUCGUUAUGUUUGAUUUAGUGGAUUACAAAAACUUUUCAGCAAGCUCUAUUGCCAAGAUUGGCUCAGAUCCUUUAAAACUGGUACGUGAUGCUGUGGAGGAAACCACGGACUGGAUCUAUGGCUUCUUUUCUUUGUUAUCUGACAUCAUCUCAUCUGAAGAUGAAGAAGAUGAUGAUGGUGAUGAAGAUACUGAUAAAGGAGAAAUAGAUGAGCCUCCCUUGAGAAAAAAAGAAAUACACAAAGAUAAGACUGAAAAACAAGAGAAACCUGAAAGGAAAAUACAAACCAAAGUUACACACAAAGAAAAAGAAAAGGAAAAAGUAAGAGAAAAAGAAAAACCUGAAAAGAAAGCAACUCACAAGGAAAAAAUUGAGAAAAAAGAAAAACCAGAAACAAAGACAGUGGCAAAAGAACAGAAAAAAGCUAAGACUGCAGAAAAGAGUGAAGAAAAGACUAAAAAGGAAGUGAAAGGUGGAAAACAGGAGAAAGUGAAGCAAACAGCUGCAAAAGUAAAAGAAGUACAGAAAACACCAUCAAAACCCAAAGAAAAGGAGGACAAAGAGAAAACAGCUGUGUCAAAGCAUGAACAGAAAGAUCAGUAUGCAUUCUGUCGAUAUAUGAUUGACAUAUUUGUCCAUGGGGAUUUAAAACCAGGACAAAGCCCAGCCAUUCCACCUCCAUUACCGACAGAACAAGCUUCCAGACCCACUCCGGCAUCACCUGCCCUUGAAGAAAAAGAAGGGGAAAAGAAGAAGACUGAGAAGAAAGUUACUUCUGAAACAAAAAAGAAAGCAGAAAAAGAAGAUGUCAAAAAGAAAAGUGAGAAGGAAACUGCCAUUGAUGUGGAAAAAAAAGAGCCGAGAAAAGCUUCUGAAACCAAACAAGGGACUGUAAAAAUUGCAGCAAAAGCAGCAGCUAAAACGGGUGAAAAGAAGGAAGAUUCCAAGAAAACAAAAAAACCCGCAGAAGUAGAACAACCCAAGGGAAAAAAACAGGAAAAGAAAGAAAAACAUGUGGAACCAGCAAAGUCACCAAAGAAAGAACACUCAGUUCCAAGUGAAAAACAAGUAAAAGCAAAAACUGAACGAGCCAAAGAAGAGAUUGGUGCUGUUUCAAGUAAAAAAGCUGUACCUGGAAAGAAGGAAGAGAAAACAACCAAGACAGUGGAGCAAGAAAUGAGAAAAGAAAAAUCUGGGAAGACUUCUUCAGUUCUGAAAGAUAAAGAACCUAUGAAAGGGAAAGAAGAGAAAGUUCCAGCUUCCCUAAAGGAAAAAGAACCUAAAACUAAAAAAGAUGAAAAGAUGUCCAAAGCAGGCAAAGAGGUCAAGCCUAAACCUCCACAACUACAAGGAAAAAAAGAAGAGAAGCCAGCUAUAUCUGAAAAAGUGAAAAUACACAAACAAGACAUAGUGAAAUCAGAAAAGACUGUUCCUCAUGGUAAACCAGAAGAAAAAGUUCUCAAGCAGGCAAAAGCUGUCACAAUAGAAAAAACAGAAAAAGCUGAACAUCGAGAAAGAGAACCUCCAUCUAUAAAAACAGACAAACCAAAACCAACUCCAAAAGGAACAUCAGAAGUCACAGAAUCAGGGAAGAAGAAAACUGAAAUAUCUGAAAAAGAAAAUAAAGAAAAAGCAGACAUGAAGCCUCUUAAAGAAGAAAAAGUCUCAACAAGAAAAGAAAGACUUCAAUUACACAAUGUGACAAAAGCAGAAAAACCUGCAAGAGUAUCAAAAGAUGUUGAAGAUGUACCAGCUACAAAGAAAGCUAAAGAAGAAACUGAAGAUGUGUCUCCCACAAAGAAGCAGAAAAGUCCCAUCAGUUUCUUCCAGUGUGUCUACUUGGAUGGGUACAAUGGCUAUGGAUUUCAGUUUCCUUUCACUCCUGCAGACCGCCCUGGAGAGAGCUCUGGUCAAGCAAAUUCUCCAGGACAGAAGCAACAAGGACAGUAAACACACAUGUAUGACCCUUACAAGUGCUUUAAGAUUUUAAAAAUGUGAUGUUUUGUCCACAAUAGUUCAGGCAAUUAAGAAUAUGCAACCCAGAGAAUUUCUGUGAAAACAUUUUGCUCUUUGGCCUGGUGUGGACGGAAAGGGUGGUCAAAUGGAUUGAGUGAUGAGCAGACAUGUUUAAGGGUCUAAGUCUCAAGAAUCUGUUAUGUGUGUUUGCUGUGGUGGUAGGGGGUGCUUGUAUUUAUCUUAUUUCUAGUCACUAUGAGGUUGUACACAAACUAAUUUAAAGUUUACUUAAUAAUGGUAUCUUUAAAAUAAUUGACACAAUUACGAAAUGAAUUCCUGGCUUCAGUUAGCUAUUAUUUUUUUGAUGACAACAUAGACUGUGGUCUAAGUUUAAAAGAUGGGGAAGCUUAUAUAAAAGUGACUCUUUUGCAUCAUAUGGGUAUCUAAACUUAAUUUACCCAAUAAGUUGAUGCUUAAUGAUUUUAUUUUAUUUUUGUCUAUUUCUAUUUUAGUUGUGGCUUUGCUCUAAGAAUGGGUAAUAGUUGUACUACAGACUGCUAUAAAUUUCUUGUGAUACUCUUUUCAAGCUCAAAAUAUCUCUGAGCUUUAGACAUGGUAAGAUGGAGAGUAAAUGCUUGAUAAAUCUUUAAGAUACGUCUUGAAUGAUAAUUAGGACAUUCAGUCCAGUGGAAAUAUACCAUUCAAUUAGGCAGGUCUGGUGAAUCAUUUGUUUAAAAUAUUAGCAAAUGAGAUGUGGAAUUCUGAAGUUUCUCCAGACUGUGUCCUAAUAAAAAUGUCACCUGGGUGAAAUUUUAGAUCAAUCACUAAAUUUGGGUGACAGAUAUAAAAAUAUUUUCAUUUCAUUUUAAUAUAUUCUUUCUGUGAAGUAAAAUGUUUUUCUUUCUCAUAAUGGCAAAAUAUGAAUGCCAUCAAAGUUUAAGGAAUUCAUUUUAGCCUUAAAUGCCUUCAUGAGAUGUCUUACUUAUAUUUUAGGUAACUAGUCAUCAGUGCCAAUGACAUGGAUACCAAUUUUUAAUCUACUCGACAGUGCAUCACUGGGAAUGACUGUUAUGUUUUUGUCAUAUUCCUAGUAAAUAAAUACUCGUGUUCUUUACUGCAUUGUUUUUAUCAACUCUAAAAGUCAUGCCUCUGUGACCUUUAUCAUGUUUACAAUUGCAAGUGAACUUAUGACAAAUUAACUCAGGAAAUAAAUUGAGUUAUCCUUUCUAGCAUUGUAAUUGUCAUCAGCAAGGCCUGAGAUAGCCAGAGCCAAUACUAGCCAAGUGAUUUAUUUUCAAAGAUUGCCACUAACUAUGGUUCUUUAGGACCAAGAUAUAAAACAGUUUCACUAAAAAUCAUUAGGCUAGGUAUCAGUAGUACAUUCAUUACUAAUAAUGGAUUUUUGGAGACUUUUGUGAAAGAAGUUGGUCUCCGCCAGAAGCUGGUGGACCUCAUUCAUACCACGAAAGCCAGUGUUACAUGAACCAGAUUAAUGACUCUCUUUAUGGGGAAUGUGGGACAUCCUGGAAGUGUAUAAUUUCAGGAAUGACCAGACAAUACCAUCUUGCAAAGCCCCUUCAGGUGACAAUCCGAACUUGUGGGUAGGAGAGUGCAUAAAGUUUAUUGCUCAACUGCUCCUCCAGCCUGCUCAAUUUACUGAGUAAAGAAAUAGCAAAUAUUAUAGAUGUUUUAGAUUUCAUAGAACAGAAUGGUUUGUCCAUUAAUUCUUUCAUUCAAUGACUGUUUAUUGAAUACCUACUCUUUUAGGGCACUGUGUUAGGUACUGUAUUCUAUAAGAAAAAUAUAAUAAAUUAGAUUCCCAGUGCUAUACUGAUGUAGUGAAUGACCUUGAAAAAUUUACUAAACAUACUAUGUUUGUUUCUCCAUGAGUAAAAUAGGGAUAUAGGGACAAACAGUUUAAUAGCUCAUAGAAAUACCAAGGAGACAAAUAAAAUAUUUUAAUAUAAAUAUGAUAUUAAAGUAAAUUUCUGAAGUAAUACUUUUGGAUAUGGCACCAAUUUUUCCUCUAUUUUACUGUUUCUUUCACUCUCAAUAUAAAAACUAUUUGAUAAGAUAAAACAUGACAUAUUUUAUUGUAAUUAGAAUUUAGACAAAUCAGCUAUAAUGUAAACAAUGUUAAUAAUAAUUAUGUUUUAUCUGAUUAAAGUUACAAUGAUCAUAGCAGUUUAAAAAUAUUAUCUAAACUAUCAUUUGUUUGUAUGUUACCAUCAAAUAAAAAAGUUAUAGAUCUUCCAA